Messenger RNA from Gastrolobium bilobum, 2664 nucleotides. RefSeq lists its product as uncharacterized. The transcript has 8 exons. The record is from RefSeq and is a predicted model, not a curated record. Gene Ontology annotation, molecular function: aspartic endopeptidase activity, intramembrane cleaving; transcription corepressor activity. Gene Ontology annotation, cellular component: membrane. The annotation marks the transcript as partial. Gene Ontology annotation, biological process: negative regulation of DNA-templated transcription. NCBI's taxonomy places the organism in Eukaryota, Viridiplantae, Streptophyta, Magnoliopsida, Fabales, Fabaceae.
AUGCUGGCCAUUAAGGUUUUAGAUACUUGGGUUAAACCAAGGACAUGGGAAAAAAGUUUAGGCAAUUCAGGACUUAUUGUGCUUAUUUAUACAGGUGUAGCAAAUGCAAUUGACCUAGCUGAUCGAUUUCUUCCGAGGCUUACAUCAGUAAAUUGGCAUACUCUAAAAGUUUUGCCAGCUGCACUACGUACUCAAGCAAUUCAGGCUGGUUUAAAUUGGUUUGAGCUGGAAUGUGUAUCUUCUGACAAGGUGUGUUACUGGUUGGAAAUCAGUUCUGCAUCAGCAAUUUUAUUUGUUGUGAUUGCUUCUUGUUUCUUGGUUAUGCUGUACAAACUAAUGUCAUACUGGUUCAUUGAAGUUCUGGUGGUUCUAUUUUGUGUUGGUGGGGUAGAGGUUGUCGUGUCUCAGAAUCAGUCUCCAAUGGAGGUUGAAGAUGUUAAGCAUUACGGGAACAGGAAAAGAAAGCUUCUUGUCAAUGAAAGAGUCGAGAUUAGGAGUAUGGAAGAUGGUCUUUUGGGCUCAUGGCACCAAGGGAUAGUUAUCAAGUGUGGGAAGCAGAAGCGUCGUGUCAGAUAUGACAACUUUUUAGAUGAAGCUGGAUCAAAUCAUCUUGUGGAUGUGGUAGAGGUUUCACCCGUUUUGGAUGGUGGUAGUUCUUCUUCUUUUUCUUCUGCAGAUGGUUGCAAUGAACGUGGGCUCAUUAGACCACUGCCUCCUCUGAUUGAAUUGGGGGUAUGGGACCUUCCAUUUGGUCUAUGUGUUGAUGCAUUUUAUGAGGAAGCUCGGUGGGAAGGUGUUAUAUUUGAUCACUGCAAUGGAAUGGAAGAAAGGAGCAUAUUCUUCCCAGAUUUGGGUGAUGAACUGAAGAUUGGAAUUGAUCAAUUGAGGAUCACUCAAGAUUGGAAUGAAGCUACUGAGAAUUGGGAGCCACGAGGGAAGUGGAUGUUUCUUGAAGUGAUUGAGGAGUGUGAGCAGUUUUCCUAUAUUGCAGUUUCAUUUAAGCAAAUUUGGUAUGAUUUAAGGAAUAGUAACGAAUUUGAUAAAAUAAGGGACUGGACUUGUAAUGUGAAAGACUUGUGGAGAGACCUUGUAAGGGAGAUAGUUGGUGAUUACUUUACUCUCACGCUAGAAGAAGUUUGCAAAGUCUUGGACUUUUCGGGUGCUUUCUUGAAAGAAACACCAGAGCUGGAGUCAGUUGAACAUACUGAUAUUGUUCAUUGUGAUUCUAGUCCUAGUAAUGUACUUGGUUCUAAAAUUGGAAUAUCUGAUUGCCCAAUGGAAAGUGGUGACUCUACGAACUUGCUAGAUAUCGAUCAAAACGGUGGUGGCAUCGUUUUCAUUCAAGAGAAAUAUGAUACAAAUCCUUUGGUCGAUGGUGCAUCUGAGAAAGAAAUUGUGUUGGUAGAAGAACCUGAGUCUCAAAAGGAAAUUUCCUGCUAUGAUGCUGGUGAAGUAAUUUCAGAUUCUAGCUAUAAUGAAAGAAGUGAAAAACGUAGACGUUCUACGUCCAUAUAUUGGCAACCUCUGGUGCUAUCUGAAGUUGAAUUUUGUCCUGAUGUUAUUAAUCAAUAUGGAGCUGGAUGUGAGAGCAAGAUGACCAGGGAAGGUUUGAAGACAAAAGCAAUAAAACAUCUAGCAUAUCUUGGAUGGAGAAUUGAGUGGACUCAACACAAAAAUUGUCCUGGGCAAAGACGAUACAGGUACAUGUCACCAAAUACACAGGACAAGAAGGUUUACUAUUCAAUUCCUCAAGUUUGUAGUCAUCUGAAAAAGGAGUCCAACAUGAAUUUUGUGCUGUCCCAAAUUGACCAGAGUAGGAUGCAUUCUACAGUUGACAAUAAUCUUUCAAAUCUAGAUGUUCAUCAUCCGAUCGGGGCAUCCUCUCCUGUCGAAGUUGUAGCUGAAUCACAUACUCCAGAUGGUUUACCAAUUGGGAAUACAAAUCAUAAACGCACCACAAAAUCAAAGGCCUGCCCACCAAAGCACAAGAGGAAUGGAUUACCUACAAGGGUGCAGAACGUAAAUUCCCCUUGUCUAUCACAUCAAAAUGUUUUGUCUUGGUUAAUAGAUAGCAACAUGGUAUUACCAAGAUCUAAGGUCUACUAUCGGGGAAAAGGAGGCAAGAACACUCACGACAUUGAAGGGAGGGUAACUCUUGAUGGAAUCAAGUGUAGCUGUUGUCAGAAUGUAUAUAGACCUGGUGGCUUUGCAAUUCAUGCUAAUGGCUGUUAUGACUGCAAGCCUUGUGCUAGUAUCUUUUUGAGGGAUGGUAGGUCACUCUUGGAUUGCAUGAUACAACUAAUGCAUAAAAAUUGGGCAAGGGAAGCUUUGGAAAAACAAUGCAAUGAUAUGUGUCAAGGUGAAAAUGACAAUUUUUCUGUUUGUCAUUAUGGUGGUGAACUUAUUUUAUGUGACAAAUGCCCAUCUGCAUUUCAUGUGGAGUGUCUUGGUUUGGAGGAUAUCCCUGAUGGUGACUGGUUUUGUCCAUCAUGCCGUUGCCGGAUUUGCAACGAAAUCAAAAUCCAAGGGACUGAAGAUGGAGAUUUUCUUACUUGCAUUCAAUGUGAACAUAAGUAUCACAUUGGAUGCCUGAGAAAAAGAGCAGGAGAUAAAUCAAGAAUAUAUUUGAAAAAAAAUUGGUUAUGUGGAGAAGAGUGUGAACAG